This is a messenger RNA of Paramecium primaurelia, 206 nucleotides long. NCBI's taxonomy places the organism in Eukaryota, Ciliophora, Oligohymenophorea, Peniculida, Parameciidae. The record is from the annotation of a GenBank genome assembly.
GAAUGGCCAAUGAAUAUUCAAAAAAGAGACCAUAAACAAAGCGUAUAUUGGUUCCCCAAUAUAGAGCUCCUGAAAUCUACUUGGGCGGUGUAUUUUGCUUCGUAUUUAACAAGAAUAGCAGUACGAUUGUUCUGUUGAUAUGUGGUCAGCUGGCAUCCUCUUUCUUGAGCUGAUUGUAAAACAAAGUCCCUUUAUGUUGGCAAAAU